CCCGCCCCGCGGGCCGCGCUGACGGAGCCGCCGCUCCGGAGCGGGGCUGCCGGCGGCGGCUCUCUCAUGCCUUGCCUCGGUGCUGUCCCCUGCUAAUCGCUGCUCCCGGAGGAUGGCCGCCGCCUCGUUCCGCUACGGCCUGACCAUCACGGGGGCCGUGCUGCUGGUCACGGGCACGCUCUGCUUCGCCUGGUGGAGCGAUGGCGAGGUGGGCUCGGCCGGCGGGGCUCGGCUCCUGCCGCCCCGGGAUGCCGAGGCCGUGCCCAGCUCCUCCUCCUCCUCCUCCUCCAGCGCCCUGCUGCGCUCCGUCAGCUUCUUCUGCUGCGGCAUCGGCGGCAUCCUGCUCAUCUUCGGCCUCCUGUGGUCCGUCAAGGCCAACGCCAGGGUGGUGUCCCGGCGCUACCAGUACCAUUUCCCCCGGGACCUGCAGUACUUCACGGCGGAGCCCGCGGAGAAGUGGAACUGCAGCUCCUGGGACUCCAGCGCCAUCCCCAGCUAUGAAGAAGCCCUGAGCUGCAGACCAGCGCAGGCUGCCCCGGCCUUCGUGCAGGCGCCGGGGAGGAAGGAGGAGCUCACGCCGCCCCUGUACCGCUACCUGGAGGAGGAGGAGGGCUGGCAGGGCGGCCGGCGGCGCAGCUCCUCGGACAGCGCCCUGUUCCGCCCCAGCCCCUCCUGGCUGGAGCCCGCGCAGCCCCGGGAGCCGCAGGCGACGCCGCCCCCCAGCUACGAGAACAUCAUCGAGAGCAUCAUCGUGCGGGGGCUCUGAGCGCCGCCAGCCCGGCCCGGGACUCUGCCCGCUCCCCCCGCUGGAAACUGAGCCCCAAACCUCCGGCACGGGGCGAGAGGAGGGUGGGCGAGCCCUGGGGAGGGUCAGCCCGGCUUGCCCGGCUCUCCGGCGCUGGGAGAUGUGUUCAGAGCAUCGCGGGUAGCUGGCAUGUUUGAAAGCUUUCAUAUUUUUAAUAAAAGCACUGCUGGUUU
Molecule: messenger RNA, 978 nt
Organism: Camarhynchus parvulus
Lineage: Eukaryota; Metazoa; Chordata; Aves; Passeriformes; Thraupidae
Gene: TMEM61
Product: transmembrane protein 61
Exons: 3
Coding region: 113-766 (217 amino acids)
Source: RefSeq, a predicted model, not a curated record